This is a messenger RNA of Oncorhynchus mykiss (rainbow trout), 2062 nucleotides long. The record is from RefSeq and is a predicted model, not a curated record. NCBI's taxonomy places the organism in Eukaryota, Metazoa, Chordata, Actinopteri, Salmoniformes, Salmonidae.
AGAGAGAAUUGAAGAGAGAUAGAAUAGAUCAGAGAGAGAAUAGAACAGAGAGAGAAUAGAACAGAGAUAGAAUAGAACAGAGGACCAGCUGUGUGGACCUUCAUAUGGAGUCUACAACAGAGGGAGGAGGAGGAGGAGGAGGAGGAGGGCUGAGGGAGCUGGUUCUAAAGUGGUUUACAGAGACCCAGGCCCCUCUCAUUCUCCUCCAUAAAGGAAACUUUCCCGAUUGGUUCCAAGGCUUCACCACCAGGAAGGAAGCAGAGGAUCAGCUGAGAGACAAGCCUCUGGGAUGUUUUCUCAUCAGACUCAGUGACAAAGCCGUAGGAUACAUCCUCUCAUACAAAGGACAAGAUCGCUGCCGCCAUUUUGUGAUCAACCAGGACCAAGCUGGGCUGUUCGCUAUCUCCGGGGACGACCAGCCUCACCACAGCCUCACGGAACUGAUAGAGCACUACAGAGUCCAUCCCAUCCAGCCCUUUGGAGAGUCCCUCACCUCUACGUACUGUUGUCAGUCAAGCUCAGGAGAGCUGUAUGAUGUGGUGCAGUUAGAGGCCAAAGAGAAGAAGAAGACCGGUGGGGUCAGUGUCCGAGCCCUGAGAAGUUACUGGGACCAGCAGAACGAACAGAAGAAUGACCAACACCAACAGAAUGACCAUCACAAUGACCCACGGAACGACCCACGGAACGACCCAAGGAAUGACCCACGGAACGACCCACGGAAUGAGCAGCACCAAUGGAAUGACCUGCCGCCAACUAGGCAGCCCCCUGCAGUGCCACCCGUGCUGCCGCCCAAAACCAACAACAGGAAGUUGACAUCAACAGUAUCCAUUGGCAGGAAGUCCCUCCCACAGCAAGCAGUACCUCCAGUCCCAAGGCGAGGCCCACCUCUGACCCACUCUCUGAGUGGAACCUUGUCUGACAAGAGCACGUCUCAAACCCAAUACGCUGAGAUACAUCAUGACCAAACCAAGACCACAUCUCACGGUCAAACCCAAUACGCUGAGAUACAUCAUGAUCAAACCAAGACCACAUCUCACGGUCAAACCCAAUACGCUGAGAUACAUGCUAACCACAACAAGACCACAUCUCACGGUCAAACCCAAUACGCUGAGAUACAUGCUAACCACAACAAGACCACAUCUCACAUUCAAACCCAAUACGCUGAGAUACAUGCUAACCACAACAAGACCACAUCUCACUUUCAAACCCAAUAUGCAGAAAUACAUAAUGACCAAACCAAGACCAAAUAUCACGGUCAAACCCAAUACGCAGAAAUACACACGAACCAGAACAAAGUGGAGAGACUGGCCAGUACUGGGAGUCUGAACCAGAGGAGGAGCACCGGUCCCUGGUCCUUCAACAACACCUCCACAGCAGCAGGAGGAGUCAUGUACUCUGAGCUGACCCUGCCAGAUGGACGAAGCCGCUCUCUACCCCGCCUGGACGACGCCACGGAGGAGGAGGAGGAGGAGGAGGAGGAGGGGUACUCCGACAGGAUAACCAUCCCUUGCUUCCCCAACACCUCUCACUCCCCCAAUCCCCCCAAGAGGGUCACCUGCCACGCCUACUCUCUUCAGGAGCCCAGGGAAAGCCCCCGGCCACGGAUCCACGGUGUACCACAAAGCCUGGAUCAGCUGAGCACCAACCCACUGUACCAGGCCUCUGUCGGGCUUGGUGAGGGCCGCGACACCCCCUGGAAGGUACCACAGAGGCAGAGAGAAGGGGACCGUGGCAGAAAUCCCCAGGAUCAGACUACCCAACAGGAGGAGAGUAUGUAUGCAGAGGUUCCAGAGGGGCCAUCUCCUCCCCGUCAUCUGAUUACUGACAACACCUAUGAGCAGAUCCCAGGGGACGGUGGCCUAAAUGGGACACAAAGCACAGCCACAGACCAGGAGGGAAACACCUAUGAGAUGCUGGAGAACCUGAAGUCCAAGGAGUCUACUUGGGGCAAGAAGAAUAUCACAUGGAGAAAAUUAUUCCCUGAAUACAAGAAGAAAUAGCAGCACCCUGCAGAUUCAGCAACAAACCAAUCAGCACCCUGCAGAUUCAGCAACAAACCAAU